Messenger RNA from Schizosaccharomyces octosporus yFS286, 897 nucleotides. RefSeq names its product myosin I light chain Cam2. Gene Ontology annotation, biological process: actomyosin structure organization; mitotic cytokinesis. Gene Ontology annotation, cellular component: myosin II complex; cytoplasm. NCBI's taxonomy places the organism in Eukaryota, Fungi, Ascomycota, Schizosaccharomycetes, Schizosaccharomycetales, Schizosaccharomycetaceae. Bases 250 to 681 code for a protein of 143 amino acids. The transcript has a single exon. Gene Ontology annotation, molecular function: cytoskeletal motor regulator activity; myosin heavy chain binding; calcium ion binding. The record is from RefSeq and is a predicted model, not a curated record.
UAAUGAAAGUAAACUUUCGUGUUUGUUUACACGUCUCAUAUAUGUCACCUUGUCUAAGUGUUUUCGUCACCUUCGUACGUUGCUCUUAACUAGCACCAGAAACUUGCUGCUUCCUUUUAAAUAGUCGAAACAGAGAAGUUUAAGGCUCUAAGGGUUUGUUUGGAUUAUUCUUUACGCGUUUCUCUAUAUUUCGCAUUUCUCUGGACCUGAAACUUGAAAUAUAAUCAAAAUAAGCAGGCAAUAAGAAAGAUGGCUCCUUCCAAAGAACAGAUGGAUGAAAUGAAAGAAGCAUUUACUCUCUAUGAUAUUGAUAGAGAUGGACUUAUUCCCUCGAGCCAUGUGGGCUCUGUAUUGCGAAGCUUGGGUGUAAACGUUUCAGAUGCUGAAUUAACAAAGCUAUCCAGCGAGCUCGGUGAUGCUAUUGAUGAAAAGAAGUUUAUGAAUUUUGCCAAAUUCAAGCUGAAUGAGACGGAGUCUGAAGAGGAGUUUGUGAAGGCUUUUACAGUCUUUGAUGCCGACAAUAGUGGUUACAUCGAAACUGCCAAAUUUGCUGAGUAUAUGAUGACCUUGGGAGAAAAAUUACCCGAGCAUGAAGUCCAGCUAAUGGUUCAGGAGGCCGAUCCCACUAAUUCAGGUAGUUUUAAUUACCACGAAUUUGUACAACGCAUUAUGGCUAAGUAAAUUUUCAAAUCCAUUUUAUUGGUGAGUACCUUGCUGAUUUAGGCUCCAUGGGUUGUACCUUUUUUCCUUAUUCCUUCGUUAUAAAAUUGUCUUUCGAUGUCGAAUUCUUCCGUAUGUGAUCGAUUACAUAUCUACAUGAAUUAUGAACUUUUCUUUAUGCUAUGUGUCCCUCCGUUUGCUUAUUUUAUUAGCAAUAAAUCAUGUUUCCAUAUCACA